GAAAUAGAGCUAAAGAUAUUUUGUAAUAAUUUUAAUCUUUAUUUGCCUUGCCACUACACCGCUACUGUGUAUUUUGGAAUUUAGCGAAAAAGUUUAAACGGUGUAGUAUGAAAGACGUAGUGUAGUGAAAGUGUUUUUCAAUGAAGAGGUGAAAAAUACGUUUAAUUUUUUUUAUAAGUGACGACAAAACGCGUGAAACAAACUUUCCAAACCAUUACCGAGAAAAAUAUCGAAUACCCGAUAUACCACCAAUACCGUUUUAAGACCUCAUGAAAGCAACAAACGAAAUAAUGCAAGAACGGCGAGCACCAUGUCCCGCGUGCAUCCCUUGAGGCGCAAGAACGGUGAGAGACGUCGCUAACACCGACGCUCUUCGCACCCGACGCUAUAAAACGCGUCGCUCCGCAAGAACUUGGACAUUGCCGGCGCGACGCCUCCUCGCUAACCCUUAAGCCCUGUCCGCACCGCACAGCCCUUUCGAUUAUCUCUCGAUACGUGGAUCCGGAUCCGGCUUAGAGAAUGACGCUGGGAUGUUAUGGUUUGGUUCAAGUGGUUCUUCUACCCGUAGCGGUGCUCGCGUUGGCGGUCAGCGGCCGGCCGGAAGGAUGGACGGGAUUGGUGCCGCUGGGUUCAAACAAGGGGGUUAAUUUCAAGCCGUUCCCGGGCGUUCAUCUACGACAGGAAACCAUCGGAGAUGACUUUCUGUCAUCGGUGGCGGCACGUCCCAAAAGGGAUCCGGUGCACCAAGUAGACGACUGCAUAUAUACGACUUUGGAGGAAGGAGAAUUUUAUAGUAAAGCAGGAACAAGAAGGGUUGGAGAAACCUGUGGUAUUUAUAUUAAUGCAGAUCCGGACCAACUUAUUGAAAUAAAGUUUAAUUAUUUUGACGUUCCCUGCGAAAAUGGAGGACUUGUAGUGGUGGUGGAUGGUUGGGAGCUGAGUGGAGAAGUUUUUCCAUCGCCCGAAGACCAUCCCAAGGACCUCAAAUCGAGACUGAACGAAUAUUGUGGCAGGAGGAAAAUUAAGCAAGCGUUUAUGAGUUCCCAGAACGCUGCCCUGAUCCAGUAUAGAAUGCCCUCAAGAACGGCGAGUUUCAGUUUCAGUGUGAGAUUUGUCAAAAACCCCACUCCCUGCAAUAUUCUGCUACAACCCGACGAGACGUACACUUUGAGGAACUACGACAAAAGAUCAAAUUGUAGCGUCAGUGCAUUGGUUCCGGCGGCGGUUAAUAUAUUGAAUAUCAAUGUUGGAGUGACUCCCAGUCGAAACAGGGGCUUGGAGUUCGAGACCGGCACCAUCUACAAGGUUCGAGCAGAGUGCCAAAAAAGAGGACUUGACGAUUAUGUUCAAAUUGGUGGAUCUAAUGGACUGGACAACUCAAAUAUGCAAAUUGCAGAUACAUUAUGUGGACUAAGCUCAAAACCAGGUAGUCACGUUGAGUAUAUUGGGUGUGGAACUACUAGUGUUCGCCUUGUUUCCAGCGGUGGAUACGAUAACUCUAUCACGGUACACUUAAAGAAAUUGACUGAAAACGAUAUAAACUCAUAUAUGAGCGUUGUUUGCAUUCCUGAUGAUAUCGAACUAGAAGAGAAAUAAAGAACAGAAAAGAAGAUGAACACAACACUGCAUUUGGUUCUCAUCAUUCCACAAGACUCUUCCUGUCUAUCAAGCCAUUUUAAUAAAAUUUUAUUAAAAAAUAUUUUCUUCUCUUAAAAAUACAUAAAAAUGUAACGAAUAAACUACAGAAAUUUCAAGUGACACAUACUGUGUAGUUAAGUAUAUUUAUAUGUACAAAAUAAAUAUAUAAUUAAAAAAUGAAAUAAAAAUA
Molecule: messenger RNA, 1828 nt
Organism: Sitophilus oryzae (rice weevil)
Lineage: Eukaryota; Metazoa; Arthropoda; Insecta; Coleoptera; Curculionidae
Product: corticotropin-releasing factor-binding protein
Exons: 9
Coding region: 520-1596 (358 amino acids)
Biological process (GO): negative regulation of corticotropin-releasing hormone receptor activity; negative regulation of corticotropin secretion; hormone-mediated signaling pathway
Molecular function (GO): corticotropin-releasing hormone binding
Source: RefSeq, a predicted model, not a curated record